This is a messenger RNA of Dichomitus squalens LYAD-421 SS1, 1602 nucleotides long. Its product is annotated as protein prenylyltransferase. The record is from RefSeq and is a predicted model, not a curated record. Gene Ontology annotation, molecular function: protein binding. NCBI's taxonomy places the organism in Eukaryota, Fungi, Basidiomycota, Agaricomycetes, Polyporales, Polyporaceae. The coding region runs from base 1 to 1602 and encodes 533 amino acids. The transcript is spliced from 4 exons.
AUGGAUGUCGAGCAGGAACCCAUCGAGGUCCACGACAGUGGGGACGAGGCAACGCCCGAUGCAGAGCCGGUGCCGGUAGAGGAGAGUCCCGAUGAGGUGAAGGAGAAAGGGAACGCCGCCUUCAAGGCGGGCAAGUACCAGGAGGCUAUUGAACACUAUAGCAGGGCUAUUGAUAUCCGUCCAUCAGAACCAACAUUCUGGACGAAUCGCGCAGCGGCGUACAUGGCUUUGAAGCGAUUCAAGCCUGCUCUAUCCGACUGCCAACAAGCCGCCAACCUCCAGUCUGCCGACCCGCAACCAAAAACGCUCGUUCGUCUCGCCCGUUGCCAGUUAUCUACAGGCUCCACCGCCCCCGCACUCUCAACUCUCCGCUCCGUCCUCGCCAUUGACCCGAAGAAUGCUGCAGCGCUGCAGCUACAAACCAGGGUGCUAGAGCUUGAGGCUCAUCUCCGGAAUCUCGAAGGUGCGCGCAGCCGGCAGGAAUGGGGUAUGGCCAGGCUCGCGUUGGACAAGUGCAUACAGGUAAUCGAGGGUGAGGGUGGAGAUGUUCCCAUACAGUGGCGUCUAUGGAGGGUUGAGAUUGAAAUUGCGAAGAAGAAUUGGGAUGCGGCAAGUAUGGCAGCAAACGACGCUAUGCGUUUCGACGCCAACUCGCCGGAUGUUAUGACCGUCCGCGGUCUUCUACUGUUCUUGACUUCCAAGAGUGCGCAGGCGACACAGCACGUCCAGUCCGCAUUGCGGUUAGAUCCCGGGCACGAAGCGGCCAUGAAGCUUCGCAGACGGAUCAAAGACGUCGAGCGCUUGAAGGAGGAAGGCAACGUUGCCUUCAAAAGUGGCAAGCUCGAGGAGGCAGCGCAGAAAUACGGCGAGGCUCUCGACCGCAUCGGCUCGGAUGCACGAGAAGGCGGCGGAGGACAGAUCCGUGCCAUACUCCUCUCAAACCGCGCGACGACCCUCGUCAAGCUUGAACGAUACGAAGACGCAUUAGCAGACACCGAGGCCUCCCUUGAGCUCAACUCCACGUCUUUCAAGGCCCUCCGGACGCGUGCGCGCAUAAAUCUGCACCUCGAAAGGUACGACGGGGCGAUUGCGGACUUCAAGUCUGCCAUCGAGCAGGCGGGAUUCGAGAACUGCGACGCGGACGUGCGCGCGCUGCGCGCCGAGUUGAAGAAAGCCGAGGUCGCUCUCAAGCGGAGCAAGUCAAAGGACUACUACAAGAUCCUCGGUGUCGAGCGCGAUUGCUCGGAUGCAGACAUCCGGAAGGCGUACCGCCGCGAGAGUUUGAAACAUCAUCCGGACAAGGGUGGAGACGAGGAGAAGUUCAAGCUCAUCGUCGAAGCCAACACCGUCCUAUCAGAUCCGCAAAAGCGUCAGCGGUAUGACAUGGGUGAGGAUGACGAGGACGGCAUGGGCGGCAUGGGUCCAGGCGUCGAUCUUUCCGACAUCUUCGCUCAGUUCCACGGAGCGGGUUUCGGCGGCCGGUCACAAUUCUCAUCGUUCGGCGGCGGAGGCUUUGGAGGGGGAGGCGGGUUCCCUGGAGGGGGUUUCAGCAGCGGAGGUUUCAGCGGCUACUCAAGGAAUAGCGGCGGGUACCCUUUCUGA